This is a messenger RNA of Komagataella phaffii GS115, 924 nucleotides long. RefSeq names its product Ketopantoate hydroxymethyltransferase, required for pantothenic acid biosynthesis. Gene Ontology annotation, molecular function: magnesium ion binding; 3-methyl-2-oxobutanoate hydroxymethyltransferase activity. The record is from RefSeq and is a predicted model, not a curated record. Gene Ontology annotation, biological process: pantothenate biosynthetic process. The transcript has a single exon. The coding region runs from base 1 to 924 and encodes 307 amino acids. NCBI's taxonomy places the organism in Eukaryota, Fungi, Ascomycota, Pichiomycetes, Pichiales, Pichiaceae. Gene Ontology annotation, cellular component: mitochondrion.
AUGCUACUAUUAUUUAAGCGAGCUAUACGAAAUUACUCUCAAGUGCCCAUAUAUCCUAAGGCCAAGGUUUCCAGGCAGUCCACUUUGAGAACAUUAUACUCAAAGUAUCAGGAUCGUAAGCCUAUAAGUGUCAUCACAGCUCACGAUUAUAUAAGUGGAAAAUACGCUAAUGAGAGCGAGGCAGAUGCCGUAAUCAUAGGAGAUUCUCUUUCCAUGAUCAAUUUGGGCUACCAGUCGACUUUGGAAAUGUCUUUUGAAGAGUUCUAUUACUGUUGCAAAGCUGCUUGUCGAGCCAUUGACAGAAAAUUUAUAAUUGCAGAUCUGCCCUUUGGAACUUUUGAAACAUCUGCAGAAGAAUGCGGAAGAAAUGCCAUAAAGUUGAUGAAGCUGGGAAAAGUCCAAAGCAUAAAGCUGGAGGGCUCUUAUGAAAUAACAGAUCAAGUGAAGAAGCUUAUAGAUAUAGGAAUACCAGUGACUGGUCACGUUGGACUACAACCACAAAAGUUCAACGCCCUAGGAGGUUACAGAGUGCAGGGUAAGACUGCAACAGACGCUAUAGAGAUUUUUAGACAAGCUAAAUAUCUACAGAGUUUGGGCGUUUCAUUAUUAGUGUUGGAGGCUAUUCCAUCUGAAGUUGCUAAAAUCAUAACUGAGGAACUGAAUCUACCUACUAUAGGAAUUGGUGCAGGGAAGUAUACAUCGGGGCAAGUUCUUGUCCAAGGAGACGUAUUAGGAAUGCUCAACAAUAAACCUGCCAAAUUCGUUAGACAAUAUAAAAACUUCUACCAAGAAGGAAUUGACGGUAUCAAUGAGUACUGCCGAGAACUUAAUUCCGACAUAUACCCAGAGGAAGGGACACAUACUUAUAGCAUGGCUCAGGAAGAAGUCAAAGAUCUGAUUGAAAGAAUAAGAUCAGAAAAAUAA